CACCUAUUACGGGCUCCGAGCCUGCGCGGUAUUUUUUUUGGAGCCGCUUUUUUUGGCAUUUUCCGCGCCUUUGCGGACCAAAAAUUCCACCAUUUAGUAUCGAAUCUACCAAUUUGGCAUGUUAUUUGUCGCUCAUCUCGGUUGCGGUACUUUCCAGUCCGAUCUGUGCUCUCAAGCGUUGCAGUUCUCUGUUUUUCAGCAGCGGUCCUCGGAGUGUUGUAAAUUCAGUCCCUCGGCAUUACGCAGUUUCGAUUUAACUCGCGUUGUCAUUCCAUCCCAACUCGCUCAGUUGAGAAGUUUUUCUAUCAUUAUUUCCUGUACUGAAAAUGUGCUUGUCGACAAGCCGAAAAAUUGUGCUGAGUUCUACUGAAGAAGGGUCUUACAAGUGCGUUUCGAUUGUUGUUCGUUUGUAUACAGUGUUCGUUGACAGUUCGUUAAAGCGUAUUGGUAUAUGGCUCAAGUAGAAACUCUUUUGUAAAGUUGAACGUAGUGCCUUAGUGAUCAAAUCGGCCGGUUGGUUUUUCCAACGACUUAACAAGGUGAAUUUCAUCCCCAUCGACCAGUGGAUACUUCCCAUCGCUAAGUUCAACAAGGAUGGGAUCUCUGUAGUGUUUCUUUUCGAUCAAGUGUGCGUUGUUACUUAAAUGUUCACCCAGUGAAAGUUCCAAUGAGCCACAACCACUUAAGAAAGUGUGGAUAUCGAUUUUGGUAGGUAUAUUGAAAGCUCUUAUAGGUAAUAAUAAUUAAUAAUAAGUACAAUUAAUUCAAGUGUAAAAAAUACCUUCGCAAAGGAAAAAAACAAACCGGGAAAACACCCCGUACAUAUUGUAUCAAAGUACUGAAACUUUUUAAGGAUAACAUUUAGAGAAAUCCACCAAAAAUAAUCGCACAAGAUUUCCCAACUUUUUUUGACAUAAAAAGUAACAAAAUGCGAAAUUUUGAACACUAAAUGAGAUUCGGCAGAACACCACACGCAUGUUAAGGACUGAAUUUUGAUAGGAAAGUAAAAAACAUUGCCAGUAUAAUUGUAAAAUUAAGAAACAAAAUUGAAAAGUGCGGACUGGGACAUUAAAAAAUUGUUUGAGUUUUUAACAGGAUUUCGAUGUCUUAUAUUUGAUCGUGAGUCCCAAUCUUGGCAGCUGAAUUUUAUCGAGCGAAAAUAAUUUAAAUAGAGGAACAUUCCGGAAUCAUAUCUUGACGUCCAUGUGCUUUAUUCGAAUCUUUGUUGACCGACCUGGUGUUUCGAUUGAACUGUUCGGGCAAGUGCGGAUACUUGGAAACUAAACCGAACGCCAAAAUCAACAUCUUGUCUUGUGCGGAACUAUCGGAAAACGUGCGGAAAACUACCUCGAAAAAGUGCGUCUUCCUAUAAGCGGACAGUCAAAGAGUGCGAGGUCAUCUUGCAGAGCGAGUCUCAGAAUCCCGUGUUGCGUGCGAAAUUGUUGAACACCAGCGGACAUUUUUCUGGGACUAAUACGUGGUGUAAAUUUCGACAACUGCGAAGUGCGUCUUUUGCAUGGUUCUGGACGUUAUUUUGGAUUCCGCGUCGGGAAAUUUUGACGAAACGGGUGACGCAGUCUCAGGAAGCCGCGGCUUUUCUUGGAUCUCUAUGAAAAUGAUGGCUGCGGACAGCAUCAUGGAUUUAACAACGAGUCGCCCUCGUAUGUCCGACGGAGGAAAACCGAGGCCGGCCAAGUCCGUGUUUUCCAUCCGAAGCUUGGUAGAUGUUGAGGAGGACAACCAGAGUAACGGACACACGCCAUCGCCAACAGAUCUGUCGCACGGUGACCCAGACGUAGAGAGUAAUAGGAUGGUUGUUUUGAGUCGCGAAGACGACUGCUGCAGUGAUGCCGAGUUGGAAGACUUCAAUUCUGCGCCGAAGAGGAAGCAACGUCGCUAUAGGACUACUUUUACCAGUUUCCAGUUGGAGGAGCUUGAAAAAGCUUUCUCCAGAACUCACUACCCCGACGUUUUCACCAGGGAGGAGCUAGCUAUGAAAAUUGGUCUCACCGAAGCAAGGAUUCAAGUUUGGUUCCAGAAUCGGCGGGCGAAAUGGCGGAAGCAGGAGAAAGUCGGCCCCCAGGCGCACCCCUACAACCCGUACCUGAACAGCAGCAGUGGCUCGGUGCAGGCGCCGACGAUGGCACCAUCCCUGCCGAAUCCCUUCUCCCACCUGAGCUUCAACCUGCGGAAGCCGUUCGACUCCUUCAGAUACCCUCAUCUGCCUCCGAAUCCGACGAUAUUUCUCGGGCCCCCACCGCACUUCCCGCGCCCCCCACCACUUCUCUCCCAAUUGGGGCCCAUCCCGUACACGCCAACAAGUUCCUUCCAGAGCCUUCUCGCCGGGAUCUCCGCCUCGCAGCGGCCUAAAGCUCUCGCCCCCGAAACCUCGAGCCCCCCGGAGUCCGAGGGCCCCCCGUCCCCCGCUACUAACUCCGGCCCCGACUCCCCCCCUGAAAUUGUCCGUAGGAGCUCCAGCAUCGCCGAUUUAAGGCUCAAGGCAAGGGAACAUGAAAUUCGCCUCGAGAUGCUACGCAAAAGCAGAGACUUGGUCAGCUAAUACAUUUCAUUCAACACCCGAUAAGUAGCAUUCAAUUUUUCACCCAGGGUCCAUCGCCUCCGCCUCGGCUAUGACUAAAUUCAUUCCGAACUCUCAAGAGUCUUUUGUCGAUAGUAGACAAAUCUAAGUCCAUCAACACAAAGCAACAAACUUCGAGUUACUGCGCUCGUCUUUUCAUUACUCAAGAGCAAGAAUCCCACAACCAAAGGAACGCACCAACACAUCACAGAUCAGAUUUCAAAUUGACAUUUUCCAUCGAAAAAAUAUGGGAAAUUUGCAACUACACUGCAACUGAGUACCACAGCUCAAAAGUCAUAAAAAAUCGUGACAUCCACGUUUUCUUGAUUCUCUUUCUAAGAUUGUCACCCGUGAAACGAUGCUCAUUAUUAACGCAUCAUUAACGCUUUCAUCUGUCAUGAAUAGAUCCUAUUUUUGACUGGGGGAAAACUUGGCGCCAGAGUUAGAUGAGAGGAUUUGACAGCUCUAUGUUUACAUUUUUCAGACCAUGUUGUCACUCGUAUAUGAUCUGCAAGAUUAUAACCUUUGUUCAAUCUCAUAAUGAAAAAAACAAAUUGUAAGAUAUUUAACCCCCCACCCCCUCCCUUUAUGAUCCCAGAAAUUGGUCGUUAGUAACUCCUAAACCACCGUGAGCAAUAUCUUUGUUAUCCCUCCACUGUAUGUAACCGUAGGUCGUGAAAUUGAUAAUUCUGUCUCCUUCAGUCUACUCUACCCUGCUCACAAAUAGUUUUCAGGCGUCAUUUUAUCUAGUUUUCUGUUAAAUCGUGAAAACGUUCUGUUAGAAACAAAUGAAACUUUGGAGAACAUUCGGAAACGCAAAAUGUUGUCAGAUUGACUUUAGUUGAGUCCACCCUAUUGGUUGAACUCUUCUCCCCGCUUCCCGAUGCAAAGAUUUAAUUAGUUCAGGAGGGAUCUCACCCGUAUUCUAAUCCAUGGAACCCGGUCCUAUCAUGUCUCGUUUUAUCUCAUGUUUUUUCAAUGCUGCGUUGUUCUCAUUUUCCAAAUAUGAGGACGAUCUGAAAAUCUUUGAUCUUUUUCUCAUUUUAUAUUUUAUAGAUGGAUUCUCUUCCCACACAAAUAUGAAUAGUGUUGCCAAAAUAACGUAUGUCCAUCCAUCCAGUUAGGCUCGUUCAUAGGUUUUUUCUCCGUAGGAAAAAUUCUGACUCCAUUUAUGUCAGUAGUUCAGCUCCAGGACUGCUGAAGAAAGUCGUUAUGCCUCAAAAGGAAUAUCAUACUCAUAAAGUACAAUCAAUAUAUAUUUUGACACGGACUAGACAUCUCAAAGAUCGAAUUAAAGUAUUGCCCUCGAUUUAAGGAUGGAAUUCAAGUUAUGUUACUACCUAUUGCAUCACCUGCAAUCCUUUUCUUUUUUUCUUUUUUUUCUUGUUUAUGAUUUCAUUUAUUUUUUUCAUGUGAGUGGUUUCAUUAAGAAGUAUAUUAAGAUCAUCGUAAUAGGUUUUUUCUUUUAGAUAAAAUGUUCGAUAUUUUCCUCAAAAUUCAGUCCUUUACAGCUUCACAAGCAUUUUAUGUCUCACAAGUUGUGGAAUGCCGAAGGCUCAAUGUGUACAUUUUUUCUAGUGCUCACAUUAAAUGUAGUUUUUCAAGAGCUCUAUACUACUUUCACCGCAUUAAUUAGUUUUGAGUACCAAUUGUUGGGCAGUUAAGUGCUCAUGAAAAAGUAAGUUCGAUAUGAUGACCGUUUAUUUUUACAAGUUAUCUAGAAAUUCAAUCUUAGAAAAAACACAAUGAAAAAUUCUGUUUAUUAUUUUGGCUGUAUCCAGACAUGUUUUCAUCAAAAUUCUCUAUUUCCAACAUGCAUUGCAUUUAUUUCUACUCCUGCUUUAUUCUUCCUUAUUGAAACAUCAAAAAACCCGAAGUGAAGGUCAUGGUGAACAAAGUUCUGCUCCUUUAAUUCAAUAGGUUUGGGUACCUCGAAAGUGAGACUCAUUGAAUGAACACUGGUAUUCAUCACGUUGCGUCAACAUACUUCAUCACUAUACCACUAUCAGGUCAUCAGCAAAACACAGGAUGACCAAAGUUUCAAAAUUACCCGAAGAAACACUCACUUCAGCCCUUUUUGUGUCUAUUCCUUUGGAAUCUACUAAAGAUAUAUGUAUUUCUAAUAAUGUUGAUGACAAACAACAUCCUACUUAUACGUCGCUCAAGAAAAAAUAAAAAUAAAACAAUAAAACGAUUGAAAAAAUAGAAAUAUUAAGGUAUGUUAUUUCACAUUUUUUUUCUUGACUCAAUGACUUGAAAAAUGUUUUACUUUUCAAACGCAUCUUUUCCGAUUAGAAGGCAUAAAAGAAAUAUAACUGUCAUGGCAAAAUAAGCGUUUGCUUCUAGUUUCUAGCCGUUGCUUUUAUGUAAUGCCAUUCUUGAGUAUCAGAAUUAGACAUUUAAAAUCAGACUGCCUCUUUAGUUGAUUUAAUUUUUUAAAGUUUCAUCUCUUUUGUGCUUCAAGCUAAACUUUUCUCCUUUUUAGAUUGCCAGUAUUUGUGAAAUUUAAAUCAUUUCCCCAAAAUAAUAAAAAACGGACCGUUAUGUUUCUGGAAUGAACUAUUAAAUGGGAGUUCCUAGUUGCAAAAUACAGUCCAAUUAUUUGGUUUUUUUAAAUAAUUUUUGAUUUCCAUUCAUUCUUCAUCUUAUAAUAAAACAUUUUUAUAGGUAGUUUUAUGAUUAUUCAUUAGAUAACCCUCUAUUACUACUUUGGCACCAAUGUAAGAGAUAGUUUAAAAUUUACCUCAAUUCCAUAGACAGUUGUUGAAUAAAAGAAGCCGUCAUUUUUCACCUCAAUUAUAACUUAAAGAUGAAAGUGGGAAUGUGGAACGAGAUAGGAGUAGAGCACAAGGGUUCCUCAUUCCGCACAGCUCAUCUAUUUGAUAGACAGAUAGAUCAACGGUCUUCUCUGCUUUUCAGAAUGCCAUAAAAAAAUUGUGAAAACGUAAGCUGUUUUUUUUUCGUUUGACGUGUGAUGUGACCUUCAUUCGGGUUUUGAACCAAAAAAUGAUUUUCCAAUUGCCAUUCGAGGAAUUUUCCGAAAGUAUCUAAAAAAAUUAGUCGAGGAUAGAAAUACAUGUGUGAUACUCAGUUUUUAUCUGGGUAUAUCAUUUUUAAAAUUACUCUUAACUGACAAGAGAAUAUCAUGUUAAGCUUGAAUUCAAACCAACCACUUGCUUGCAUGUUGGGAAAAUUUUAACAACAUAUAUGACACCGCGCCAUUAAUAAUGUCGAAUUUUUGUCCAAACGGAUGUUAAAUGAAUCGUUUGUCGGUGUGAAAUUUAUGUUUAAUUCUACCUAAUUUAAAAGUUGAUGUUUGUACCCGUACUGUGUCUUAUCCUAAUUGGAACUUCUAUUUCUAAUCCGACCAAAUUCCGUCCUAUUAUUUGAAACGGUAUUAUCUAGUUUAGAUCAGUUAAGCUAUGGGUUUUUACCCAGAAGUUCACAUUGUAAAAAUUUAGAUUUAAGAUUGUUAUCUUUACAGAUAACUACUUCGCAAACAUACUCUCAUAUUCAUACCAACAAAGAAACCGUACGUUCUGGACAAAGGUUUUUCUUUGACAUAGCUUUCUUAAGACACAUUCAAUUUUGUAAGCGUCAGAAAGAUUUUUUGUGAAUAAAAGAAAAAACUAGAGAAUGAAUAUCUUCGACAUUUGUUGCACACUUGGAUGCAUUGUGAGCUUGGACUGUGUCCUUGAAAUUAAUCAAUGUUUUACAUCGUCGUAAAAAAAAUGUGCAAAAGUACUUUAAAUACAUAAAUUUUCAAAAUUAUAUUACAGAUAUUGCGAAUCGGUAUGAAAUGUUUCGUUGACGGUGCUCUUAGCCUUAGUAUAGCUAAAGUUUUUGUUUUUGGCUCAUGACUUACGGAAAAGUUACCCACCUGCUGUCGCCGCGGGUCUGACUUACGAGCUUCUGUACAAGGAUAAGAGGAGUAACUAAAUUAAAUUUUGGUUGUAUACCUUGUUGAUUGAUUUUUGGGCGUGACAGGGAAAGUUACUGACAGUACUGAGAAAGGAGUCUCCGUUUUUUUAAACAUGUAUCAGCAGGUCUCCGGCAAUUUAUUCCGUGGUCGUAAAGUUUUCGAACCUGCAUUGAAGACAGGGACAAAUUAAUUCGUCCUUGUAUAAGUGCCCCAUUACGGCUCGUGUUCUAUUUUGUAUGAAAUUAGUAACAAAUUUAAUCACUCGACGCAAUGUGGGUAAAGUGUACUUAAAAUGCGCUACAAUAGAACUGUCAAUCAAAACCCCGAAUGCUUAUUGAUAUGAAUCAGGGAAUGCGCUUGAUAUGCGACGAUAGUAAAAUAUUCAUAAGACAUACCUUCCGCUCAAAAGAUAAUAUGAGGGUUUUAAUGUGGAAAAUGGAAGAACUGCAAUAAUGCCAAUUUCAUCACGACUUUGAGUCUAACUAAUGCUGAUAAAUCUGUGAUUUUAGAAUAUAAGAGCUUGAAAUAUACCUAUCAAGGCAAACAUUCACAUUUUCAAUUAUAUUGUGUAUUUUAUUUGAUAAACGUUUAUUUGAUAAAGUUUGAAACGUUGAACUAUAAUUUAUAUUUAUAGGAUAAAUUUGAAAUCUAUAAUGAAUUUAUUUUAAUGUCUUUGUUGUAAAGUUGGCUUUCAAUGUAUUUGUAGAAUAAAAUUUCAAGAUGUUUAAAAAUUA
Molecule: messenger RNA, 7234 nt
Organism: Bemisia tabaci
Lineage: Eukaryota; Metazoa; Arthropoda; Insecta; Hemiptera; Aleyrodidae
Product: homeobox protein aristaless
Biological process (GO): regulation of transcription by RNA polymerase II
Molecular function (GO): RNA polymerase II transcription regulatory region sequence-specific DNA binding; DNA-binding transcription factor activity, RNA polymerase II-specific
Source: RefSeq, a predicted model, not a curated record